Messenger RNA from Coregonus sp. 'balchen', 25922 nucleotides. The record is from the annotation of a GenBank genome assembly. Lineage: Eukaryota; Metazoa; Chordata; Actinopteri; Salmoniformes; Salmonidae.
AGCGACUCUGGUGUGGUGGUAUCUCUUCGCAAUGCGAAGAUGGCACCCCUGCUCCCUCCCACAGGCGCUGAUGCGUUCCGCCGCUUCACCCCAGAAUCCCUGGCAGAGAUCGAGAGGCUCAUGGAGGAAAAGCGAAUAGCCGCAGAAGUAGAGGGGUACGUAGAUGAUGGGCCAUCGGAGCCCAGCAAAGACCUGGAAGCCGGCAAGAGUCUGCCCAUGAUCUUCGGAGAUGCCCCAAAGGAGAUGCUCAACACAGCUCUGGAGGACAUAGACCCCUUUUACAAAGCACAGAAGGUCAGUCCAGAACACCUAAAGCUCACCUAGCAAUUUCGCUGGACUGUAAUACAUUAACAUUUGCUUUUUGUUUUAGUACUUUUUUUUACAUUGUCAUGACUCAAGCAAAGCAAAGAUACUAUAUUCUGACAUGUCAUGACAGCUGACUUAACAUACAUGUGUUGCACGCUAAGGCCCCAAUUUUAUCACUUUAUCACAGGAAAACCGCACUACGGGUUCACGAGAUUCACAAGGUUCUCAAACGUUAAUGCUGUUUCAGAGGUGUUAACUGCAUGCGUUCAAAGAGACACACCCCACACACUGUUCCUUUCAGGGACAUCGCCAAUGGAUAUUGCCACUAACCAAGCCUGUCCUUUAACAUUCUGAGUGAACCCACAGUGUGGUUUUCCUUUAUCUGUGAUAGAUUGAAUUGGGGCUAAGAGAGGUUAGUAAACUAGGCUGCUAGCCUGGAUUAUCUUGCUGGAAUGUCACUGCAGUAUGACAGGAUGGAUGACUUGACAAAUAUGAUUCCAUAAGUAGUUCGGAGUGCAUGUAAAAUCCCUUAUGUCAUGCAUAAGACUGCAUUAUCACUAUGUAAGCUUUGUGUUCAGAGUUUAAUCUUUAUUAUUUACAACAGUCGUUAUUUUAGUCCUUCACUUUGCAGUGCAGUAAUGUCUUUUUAUGUUGUGUUUUUCCAGACCUUUAUCGUGAUCACCAAAGGAAACACAAUCUUCAGGUUCAAUGCUGAAUCAGCUUGCUACAUUCUAAGCCCCUUCAAUCUUCUUAGAAGAGGAGCCAUUAAAAUUCUCAUACAUUCAUAUCCUUUUUAAUGUAGGGACUCUAGCUGCCCUGUGUAGGGAAGGGGGGAUUGUAAGAAGGAUGGUCUUGUAUUGUUGUGGACUGUAUAUAAAGCUGUACCCCAUCAGGGUUUAGCGACCCUUGAUGUUACCAUAUUGGCUAUUGCAGUACAGUCAGUGUGCCCACCAGUUUGCCUUGACUCUAUAUUAAGUUAUUUAGCAUGUUCAUCAUGAUUACCAUUCUGUCGAACUGCUUUUUUAUGACGAUGAGCGACCCACCGUCAUGGAGUAAAACUGUUGAGUAAGUAUACCAACCUGUGAUGAAUUUCAGGCUUGAUUCCUGAAAGGGCUAUUGUAUGUGUCACUGUUUUACCACGAUAUCUAAUGGUUCAGUGUCUUAAGUCAUGUAAACAAUUCAUUAUCUCUGAAUUACAAUGUAGCUCACAGAGAGAGAAUUGCAGAAGAGUGCAUUGGAAAGAUAUUAAUUGUUUUCUCCUUGCAGGUAUGUUUUUACUGGUAUUUAUACCUUUGAGGCCUCAUGCAAAGUGUUGUCAAGAGGCUUUGUUGUCGGACCUUUUACAUUCCUUCGAGAUCCAUGGAAUUGGCUGGAUUUCAUGGUGAUCAGCAUGGCGUGAGUAUCUGAUCACCUGACUGGCUCUCAACGCUCUUUCACCAAUGAUAUAAUUGUUAGCAAACUGGAAUGGUUAGUAAUGUUUUAUAACACAUUUUGUACAUCCAGCCUUUAUUUAUCCAAAUAAGUAAAUUAAGAAAUUCUUAUUUUUGCAAUGACCCCUGGCUACAUUCUAUUCCAGAAAUACGCAGUGCAUUAAAUAAAUGAAUGAAUGAGUUAAUCUUAGAAAAACAAAUGUAAAACAUUUUAAAACAUACCCAAUAAUAAUGCUAACUAAAAAAAUAAAUGAUAUCCAAUAGUUUGUGACAUACAACACGUCUUGUUGCGAGAUGGAUAAAUGGUUUUGGCCACCCUCUCAAGCAGUGUGUCCAUUUGGCCCAAGAACUGGACCAAUAUAAAAAUAGACUCUAUAAAAAAAAGAUAUCAUAUACCACAGCGAACACCAUGUCUGAUGUUUUGUGUACUAUUUUGUAUUUUUUUUAACACACUAGACUUUCUUCAGUGACAGAUCCACUGUUGUCCACUGUCAGUCAGUCCACAAUUAAACAACGUUAAAAGUAGUAACUGACUAAUUAUAUUGCUUGUACUGUGUGUCUCUCCACAGGUACGUCACAGAGUUUGUUGAUCUAGGCAACGUGUCAGCCCUUAGGACGUUCCGUGUACUCCGAGCUCUUAAAACAAUCACUGUGAUUCCCGGUAUGUUUUCAUCCAGCCUGGUCUCAUAGACUAGACGUAACAUAGUACAUGUAAAUCUGGAACACUCCUAAUUAGUAUGAUAUGUUACUGUUGGAAUGGUUACAUAAGACAGAAGGUUACUUAAGGCAAAAACUAAAGUUGGGUGGUUGGUCGGGGUGGAUGGGUAGGCAUAUAACACGAACGUCUAGCAACCCCAAAGGUUGCGUGUUCGAAUCUCAUCACGUUUCAAAUUUAGCAUUUUAGCUAAUUAGUAACUUGCAACUACUUACAAAUGUUUUGCUACUUUGCAACUACUUAGCACGUUAGUUAACCCCAUGUCAAAGGCUGAUGUGUAUGCGGUGGUGAAGUCAGGCGCAGGACACAGAGGAUAAGUAAAGACGACUUUACUCGAACACUAAAUACGCACGAAAUAAACCUUUCCAUCACUGGAGGGAAAAACACCAUAUGCGUAAAUUACACAAAGAGUAUAACACCGACACAAUGCAUCCAAGACACGCGGACAAUAACAUACAAAGACAAAACACAAAACAGGUGAACUUAUACGUGACAUAAUCAAUACAGAAUACGCAACAGGUGUACCCACUAGACAUGACAAAACAAACAUCGAAAACAUCAAGCGGUAGCAGCUAGUACUCCGGGGACGACGAACGCCGAAGCCUGCCCGAGCAAGGAGGAGGAGCAGCCUCGGCGGCAUCCGUGACAGUACCACCCCCUUGACGCGCGGCUCCAGCCGUGCGCCGACCCCGGCCUCGGGGACGGCCAGGAGGACGCGGAGCAGGGCGCGUGGGGUGACUCCGGUGGAACUCCGUCAGGAGGGAGGGAUCUAAAAUGUCCCUCCUAGGCACCCAGCACCGUUCCUCCGGACCGUACCCCUCCCACUCCACGAGAUACUGCAGACCCCCCAUCCGACGUCUCAAAUCCACGAUGGACCGGACUGAGUACGCCGGAGCCCCCUCGAUGUCCAGUGGGGGCGGAGGAGUCUCCCGUAUCUCACUGUCCUGGAGUGGACCAGCUACCACCGGCCUGAGGAGAGACACAUGGAACGAGGGGUUAAUGUGAUAAUCAUUAGGCAGUUGUAACCUGUAACAUACCUCGUUCAAUCUCCUCAGGACUUUAAAUGGCCCCACAAACCGCCGACCCAGCUUCCGGCAGGGCAGGCGAAGGGGCAGGUUUCGAGUCGAGAGCCAGACUCGAUCUCCAGGUGCGUACACUGGACCCUCACAGCGGUGGAGAUCGGCGCUCGCCUUCUGCCUAUGGAUAGUCCGCUGCAGAUGUACAUGCGCAGCGUUCCAUGUCUCCUCCGAGCGCCGAAACUACUCAUCCACCGCAGGAGCCUCGAUCUGGCUCUGAUGCCAUGGUGCCAGAACCGGCUGAUACCCCAACACACACUGGAAAGGGGUCAGAUUCGUAGAGGAAUGGCGUAGAGAGUUCUGGGCAAUCUCUGCCCAGGGGAUAUACCCGAACACUCCUCCUGUCGGUCCUGGCAAUAAGAUCUCAGAAACAUACCCACAUCCUGGUUCACUCUCUCCACCUGCCCAUUACUCUCAGGGUGGAAACCCGAGGUAAGGCUAACCGAGACCCCCAAGCGUUCCAUGAACGCCCUCCAGACUCUAGAGGUGAAUUGGGGACCCCGAUCAGACACUAUAUCCUCGGGUACCCCGUAGUGCCGGAAGACGUGGGUAAACAAAGACUCAGCAGUCUGUAGGGCAGUAGGGAGACCCGGCAUUGGGAUGAGACGACAGGCCUUAGAGAACCGAUCCACAACGACCAGAAUAGUGGUAUUCCCCUGGGAGGGGGGAAGGUCUGUGACAAAGUCUACCGAGAGGUGAGACCACGGCCGGGGGUUGUAACUUCCCCCUGGGCAGGUGUCUAGGCGCCUUACACUGAGCGCACACCGAGCAGGAGGAGACAUAAACCCUCAUGUCCUUAGCCAAUGUUGGCCACCAGUACUUUUCACUAAGGCAGUGCACUGUCCGGCCAAUACCUGGAUGUCCAGAGGAGGGUGACGUAUGAGCCCAAUAUAUGAGACGAUCACGAAUCUCGAGCGGAACGUACGUCCGCCCCACUGGACACUCUGGAGGAGUAGGGUCGGUGCGUAACGCCCGCUCGAUUUCCGCAUCGACCUCCCACACCACCGGUGCCACCAGACAAGACUCCGGCAGUAUGGUAGUGGGCUCAAUGGACCUCUCCUCUGUGUCAUAUCGCCGGGACAGGGCGUCUGCCUUACCGUUCUGGGACCCUGGGAUGUAAGUGAGCUUAAAAACAAACCGGGCCAGAAACAUGGCCCACCUAGCCUGACGAGGGUUCAGUCUCCUAGCUGCCCGGAUGUACUCCAGGUUACGAUGGUCAGUCAGAAUGAGAAAAGGGUGUUGAGCCCCCUCAAGCCAAUGCCUCCACACCUUUAGGGCUUGAACCACGGCUAGCAGCUCCCUGUCCCCCAUGUCAUAAUUACGUUCCGCCGGGCUGAGCUUCUUAGAGUAAAAAGCGCAGGGCCGGAGUUUAGGAGGCGUGCCUGAGCAUUGAGACAGUACAGCCCCAAUACCGGCCUCUGACGCGUCCACCUCCACCUGGAACGCUAAAGCGGGGUCCGGAUGCGCCAGCACCGGAGCUGAGGUGAACAGGUCCUUCAGUUUACUAAACGCCCUGUCCGCCUCAGCCGACCACUGUAAACGCACCGGGCCCCCCUUCAGCAGGGAGGUGAUGGGAGCUGCUACCUGUCCAAAACCCCGGAUAAACCUCCGGUAGUAAUUGGCAAAACCCCAAAACCGCUGCACUUCCUUAACCGUGGUUGGAGUCUGCCAAUUACGCACGGCUGAAACGCGGUCAAUCUCCAUCUCCACCCCUGACGCGGACAAUCAAUGGCCCAGGAAGGAGAUGGACUCCUGGAAAAACAGACAUUUCUCUGCCUUGACAUACAAGUCAUGCUCCAACAGCCUACCCAACACUCGACGCACCAGGGCUACAUGCUCGGCUCGUGUAGAAGAGUAAACUAGAAUGUCGUCAAUAUACACCACUACACCCUGCCCAUGCAAAUCCCGGAAGAUCUCGUCCACAAAGGAUUGGAAGACUGAAGGAGCAUUCAUUAACCCAUAUGGCAUGACGAGAUACUCAUAGUGACCCGAGGUGGUACUAAAUGCUGUCUUCCAUUCAUCUCCCUCCCUAAUGCGCACCAAGUUGUAGGCGCUCCUGAGAUCCAGUUUUGUGAAGAAACGCGCUCCGUGUAAUGAUUCCGUCAUACUCGCAAUCAGAGGGAAAGGACGGUAAUCAAUACACGGGCGCAACCCUCCAUCCUUCUUCUUCACAAAAAAGAAACUCGAGGACGCAGGAGAAGUGGAGGGCCGUAUGUUUCCCUGUCUCAGAGACUCGGCUAUGUAUGUCUCCAUAGCCGCCGUCUCCUCUUGAGACAGAGGAUAGACAUGACUACGCGGAAGUGCAGCACCUGCCUGGAGGUCUAUCGCACAAUCCCCCUGUCUAUGAGGUGGCAGUCGCCCUAGUCUUGCUGAACACGAGUGCCAAAUCAUCAUACUCAGGAGGAAUGUGCAGUGCGGGCACUUGGUUCGGACUUUCCACCGUGGUCGCCCCUACGGAAACACCUAGACACCGCCCGACACACUGGUCAGACCACUCCUUGAGAGCCCUCUGUUGCCACGAAAUGGUGGGGUCAUGGGCGAUUAACCAAGGAAGCCCCAGCACCACGGGAUAUGCAGGAGAGUCGAUCAGAUACAACUGAAUGAUCUCCUCAUGACCCCCCUGCGUCUUCAUCUUUAGUGGCGCUGUGACCUCCCUAAUCAACCCAGAUCCCAACGGACAGCUAUCUAGGGCAUGGAUAGGAAAGGGCACAUCUACUGGUAGGAGGGGAAUCCCUAACUUAACACAAAAAUUACGAUCAAUAAAAUUCCCAGCUGCGCCUGAAUCGACUAGCGCCUUAUGCUGGGAAUGAGAUGCAACCUGGGGAAAUACUACUGGUAUACACAGGUGAACAACAGAGAGCUCUGGGUGAGUUGGGCGCCUACUCACCUGGAAUGACUCCCCAGUGCGUGACCUGUUACCUCGAUCCCCUGGAGGCCCUCCCCAGCACCUAACCGCAGUGUGUCCUCCACGACCACAGUUGGUGCAGAGGACGGCCUGCCUCCGGAUCUCUCUCCUCCUCUCUCUAGCGCCAGCACCCCCGAGCUCCAUAGGGCUCGGCUCGGAGGUGCUGGGGGAUGGAAUGGACGGCCCCAACUCCGGACGUCCGCGGGUAGCCAGCAGGGCAUCCAGACGGAUUGACAUAUCCACCAACUGAUCGAAGUUUAGAUUGGUGUCCCUGCAGGCCAACUCUCGUCGAACGUCCUCUCGCAGGCUGCACCGAUAGUGGUCGAUGAGGGCCCUCUCAUUCCACCCCGCAUCCGCUGCUAGAGUCCGGAAGUCCAGGGCGAACUCCUGUGCGCUCCUCUUCCCCUGUCGGAGGUGGAACAGACGCUCCCCCGCCGCUUUACCCUCUGGGGGAUGAUCGAAAACAGCCCUGAAGCGGCGGAACUCCGCGUAGCUGAUGGUGGCGGCGUCUAUUCCCCUCCAUUUGGCAUUGGCCCACUCCAAAGCCUUGCCGGAUAGACGGGAGAUGAGGGCGGAAACGCUUUCGUAUCCCGAGGGUGCCGGGUGUAUGGUUGCCAGGUAGAGUUCCACUUGAAGUAGGAACCCCUGACACCCGGCUGCGGUGCCAUCAUAUGCCCUCGGGAGCGAGAGCCGAAUCCCACUGGACUCCGGAGAUGGUAUGAUGGGGCUGGCCGAUGGUGGUGGUAAUGUAGGAGGAGGUGUGGGCAAGCCUCCUCUUUCCCAUCGGCGCAGGGUGUCCAUCACGUCUUGCAUGGCGGAGCCGAGUCGAUGGAUCAUGGCGUCCUGGCUGCUGACCCGAUCCUCCAGUGACUUGGGCACCGCCGCUGCUCCUGCUGACUCCAUGGGUUGGUAUGUUAUUCUGUCAAAGGCUGAUGUGUAUGCGGUGGUGAAGUCAGGCGCAGGACACAGAGGAUAAGUAAAGACGACUUUACUCGAACACUAAAUACGCAUGAAAUAAACGUCUCCAACACUGGAGGGAAAAACACCACAUGCGUAAAUGACACAAAGAGUAUAACACAGACACAAUGCAUCCAAGACACGCGGACAAUAACAUACAAAGACAAAACACAAAACAGGUGAACUUAUACGUGACAUAAUCAAUACAGAAUACACAACAUGUGUACCCACUAGACAUGACAAAACAAACAUCGAAAACAUCAAGCGGUAGCAGCUAGUACUCCGGGGACGACGAACGCCGAAGCCUGCCCGAGUAAGGAGGAGGAGCGGCAUCCGUGACACCCCAACCUUAACCCUUUAACCUAACUCCUAACCCUUAUCCCUAGCCUAGCUAACGUUAGCCAUAAUAAAUUGGAAUUCGUAACAUAUCAUACGUUUUUGCGAAUUUGUAUGAAUUGCAAUUCGUAACAUAUCAUGCAAUUUCUAAUUCGGAACAUAUCAUACGAAAUGGAUGAAGGAUAUCCACAAAUUCAUACAUACCAUAUGAAACGUAAUAUAUCAGACUAAUUGGAGUGUCCCAGAUUUACAUUUACUACGUUACAUCUACCCGAGUCCAGGUUGUUUCAUCUGCAGUUCUUGUUGAGACUCGCCAAACUGAUGUCAAUAUCAAAAUGUUUUCUUGAUAUGUCUUCAAUUAAUUGACCUGGUUUGUAUGCACACGUUCAGGCUUAUUGAACUAUUGACACUGUGAUGUCAGAUGAUAAUUAUAGUAAUAGUAUCCAAAGCGACUUACAGUUUACACAGUCAAACAUAUAGUAUGUGUGGCCAAUUCAGGAAACAAACCAAUAACCUUGGUGUUGACAGCUCAAUGCUGAAACCAGUAAGCCUUCAGAGCCACUAUGCACUAUCUGGUUUAUCUCGCCCUGUAGACGUGUCACUGACAUGCAUCCAUUUGACCAGGAUUAAAAACCAUCGUGGGCGCCCUGGUCCAGUCUGUAAAGAAAAUGGUGGACGUGAUGAUCCUCACUGUUUUUGCCCUGGCCGUGUUCGCACUCAUCGGCCUGCAACUCUUCAUGGGAAAUCUGCGCAACAAGUGUGUCCGAUGGCCCAUCCUCAACUCGACGGUGUUCGACGAUUACAACUCCACCUCGUCGCUUGACGGCACCAUGGGUUUCGGCGACAUGUCAAAUUCCACUAUUCCUUUUGAUUUCAAGGAGUACAUCAGCAAUAUAGGUGCGUUUGAACCACUGAGACAAGUCAUCUGUUCCUCUACUUCAGGCUGAUGUGACGUUAUGACCAGUACUUUUAGUUUUGUGUUUGAUUUGCUCUGUCUUUCGGCUAUAGAGAAUCACUACUAUUUGGAAGGCAGUCUGGAUGCUCUUCUCUGCGGAAACAGCUCUGAUGCUGGGUAUGUUACUUUGUGAUAACAUAAACGGCACAAUGAUACAAAGAUAAGACAUGGAAUGUAUUUCUUACAUUUCGUAAAGCAAUAUCAGGGUUUUGAUGGCAGGAUGCACACCACUGUAGCAAACAGAACACAAUUGGAAAAGUAGUCAAAUGUUAUGUAAGCUAUACACACAAUACACCUAUCAGAUAUAAGUGAUGAGCUUGUCUCUGACAAGCAGCAUUCUAGAUGUUGAGGAUUGUGGGGUCAGGGAGGGUGGCCGGCUGUGUCCAAACUGAUUCUUCACCACUGCCACCACUGCUGAUAGGAAGUGCCCAGAAGGAUUCACGUGCAUAAAGGCUGGGAGAAACCCCAACUACGGCUACACCAGCUACGACUCCUUCGGCUGGGCCUUCUUGUCCCUCUUCAGACUCAUGACGCAGGACUACUGGGAGAACCUGUUCCAACUGGUUAGUACUUAUAUUAUAUAGUAUAUAAUGAUAUACUGUAUAAUAGGUACACAUUUAAGCCUUAAGUUUGACUUUUCCUGGACUUUUUCCUGUAAAAAUGUGAGUGCUUUCCAUUCCUCGAAAGUGACUGCAGGGAGUGUGCCUAAAGGAAUUUCAUGAGGCCUACUACAAACUGCAUGUUGGCUUACCAUUUUGUGUCAUCCUCCAAACUUGUCUUUACAUGCCUCUCCGUAUGCAGACACUUCGAGCAGCGGGGAAGACGUACAUGAUCUUCUUUGUGCUGGUCAUCUUCCUGGGUUCCUUCUACCUCAUCAACCUCAUCCUGGCCGUGGUUGCCAUGGCCUACGAUGAGCAGAACGAGGCCACUCUGAAAGAGGCGCAGGAUAGGGAGGAGGAGUUUCAGAGGCUUCUGGAGCAAUACAGGAUCCAAGCCCAGGUCAGGUGACUACUACUGCAUAUCCUUAUGACAAAACAGGCCAAAUCAAACUACUUCCUUAGCGCUAUGGCAGACUCUGUUAGUGAUCCCUCUAAAUUCUGGAAAACUGUUAAUUCACUGAAGCGGGGUAAUUCCUCUACUUCCCUGCCUAAGAAAGUAGUUUUAGACUCCUGCAUUAUUAAUAAAAAAGUUAAGAUUUGUGAUGCUUUUAAUCAGCAUUUUAUCUCAGCUGGUUUCUUAUUUGAAAGAAAUGGUGGUCAUAAUGGUCUUGGCCAGUCAGUUGACUGUUCUACCCACAUACAGCCUCCAGUUGCCUCGAUGGAUGAUCAGUCAACCUCACAUGACUUCGGAAAUGGUAGUCAGGGUUUUUUUGGGGGGCAAUUCACAGAAACAAAAGUUAUUGCUGCCUUAUUAUCUAUUGACACCAAGAAGUCAUUAGGGGCUGACUAAUUUGGACCUGUCUUUGCUUAGUAUGCAGCGCCCUUAUUGCUGGCUCAGAAACACACAUUUUUUAAUUUAAAUUCAGUAUCAGGAAAUAUUCCAAAAGUGUGGAAAGCAGCUUUUGUGGUGCCACUCCAUAAGGGUGAGGAUAGUAGUGAUCUUGAUAAUUAUCAACCCAUUUCCAGGCUCCCUUGUCUUGCUAAAAUCUUAGAAUCAAUCAUUGGUCAAGAAAAAGCUAUGUUAUUUCCUAUUUAUAAAUGGUAUUCUUAAUGUUAUUGAAUCCGGAUUCAGACCUAAACAUAGUAACACUACAUAUACCAUGCUUGUUGUAAAUUAUAUUGCAAAUGCCAUAGAUGAUAGAACGAGUUGUGCUGCCAUGUUUGUAGACUUGUCAAAAGCUUUUGAUACUGUAGACCAUGUUAUUCUGUUGAAUAAGCUGUCCUUGAAAGGGUUGGGUAAUGAUGCUUGCCGAUGGUUUCUUAAUUAUCUCAAUAACAGAACUCAGGGCAUCAAGGUAGAUGGGGUAAAAUCUGAGUUCCUUGAGUUACAUAAAGGGGUGCCCCAAGGUUUGAUACUCGGCCCACUACUGUUUACAAUCUAUAUAAAUAACAUUGGUAAUGCUGUAAAAAAUAAAAUAUAUUAAUUUGUAUGCCGAUGAUACAGUGUUGUAUUCCAUUGCUCCAUCGGUUGGCCAAGCCUUUUCAAAUUUGAAAUCAGAUUUUCUAGCACUGCAGAGGUCACUAUUGGAUCUAAAGUUAGUGCUAAAUGCAAACAAAUCCAAAUGCAUGCUUUUUUCUAGGCCCAAUAAACCAGAUUUAAAUGAAUUUGUAAUGACUAGUUUGAACGGUACACAAAUUGAGCGAAUUCCUUCCUACAAAUAUCUUGGUAUCUGGCUUGAUGAAAAACAUGUCACUGAGCUGGUGAAGAAGUUGAAGUUCAAGGUUAGUUUCUUUUACAGAAAGAAAGCAUGUCUGACUUUUGUUAAUAGGAAGGAUAUUGUCCAGGCCACUUUUAUGUCUAUUUUAGAUUAUGGGGAUAUUAUCUAUAUGCAUGCAGCAGCAUCUACACUUAAACCACUAGAUGCUGUUUUUCAUUGUGCCCUUAGGUUUAUUACUGGUCAUGGUUAUAGAACUCACCAUUGUUUUUUGUAUCAAAAAGUGGGUUGGGCCUCUUUCUAUGUAAGGAGAGAGCAGAAUUCUCUUCUGUUUAUUUACAAAGCACUCAUGCAGAAACAUGAUUAAUUAAAUGUAGACUUACAAAUGACCAAACUCGGUCACAGGCUAGGAUAACACCGGAGGUCCCUUCAGUCUCCACAGAGUUGGGUAAAGCUGCUUUUAGUUUUUUUGCUACCUUUAUGUGGAACAACUCACAGAGAUCUCUGAAAUUAGAUGUUCUGGUCCCCCUUGGUCAGUUCAGAGAAAUGAUCAGAGACCUCUAUGUUGAUAAAUGUGUCUGUUUUUCUUAAUUUGUAAUUUUGUAUAUUGUAUAAAUGUUUGAUGUAUUUAUGCAGGGCUCAUCUGAAAAAGAGACCCUUGUCUCAGUAUGACUUCCCUGUCAAAUAAAAGUUUAAUAAUAAUUUAAAAAAGAUAUGAGAAAUUAUGACAUCAAACUGAACACCGCUAUGUAAAUUCCAUUUUUCAAAGCCUCAGUAUAUAUGGAAUAAUUUACAUAUCAUUAGGUUGGGGCAAUCGACUAAUGGUAUGCUGAAUGGCAACCAAAUAGCACAGCUUGAGCUUACUUUCUCUUUGCAUCAGGGAUGCUGGCCCACUAAACCUAAAUUAUUAUCCUUUACACUUGAGCUGCACAAUUAAUCGAAUUCACAUCAAGAUAUUGACCUGUGCAAUAGGGUAAAUCAAUUUGAAUUCAAUAACUUUUUGACAGAAUCCCUUUUGAUUUAAACAAAACUUUCCAUACGUGUUUGCCCAUGGAAGAAGUGGUCAGAAAGUGACUUUUUGGACCUGAAUGCCAAAACAUUUAGGGGAUAGAGGUGCUCAAAGUUGACCCAUUUUGCAUACACCACCAUAUCAUGAGACAUCCAUGUAUUCAUCAUUGGAAAAGAUAAACGGUGGAGUUUGAUAUCAUUUAAAAGCUUACAAACAGAGUUGUCAAACUAUUUUAUAAUUUCUUUAAAAAAAAUGCUUUUUAAUAAAAAAUAUUACAGUUUUUAACGUCAAUUAUCUAAACUUGUAAACUCACUCUGGGGUUUUUGUGUUGUGCCCGCCAUUGGUUGAAACACAACAUGUUCUUGAAUACAGGGAGUGUGUAAUUUCAAUCAUAGAACUAGAAUUCAUAGAAAUUGACCUAUCCCAUCAGACCACUGCAAUUUAGCUGGAACACCAUUGAAUUGAAAUGUUAACUUUAAUUACUACCACAAAGAUGGCCGCCGGUACACCCACCGUUGAAUGUCAACUUAAAUGGUCAUGUCUUCUAUUAUUUCUAUAUCUAUGAUUUCAAUAGAAAACCUAUGGAGGAUUGACAGUAUAAUUUAAAAAAAGAGAUAUUCCCAUUCAAGUCAACAUUCUCUGCGUGGACCGCCAACCAUCUUUGUGGUACCAUUUGAAAGUUGAAAUGUCCAUUUGAUUCCCAUUUUAGUACGUUUGUCAGCCAAAACAUGACACCCACCCUAUAUUCAAGAGAAUGUUGUGUAUCAAACGAUGGCGGGCACAACACAAAAACCUCAGAUGAUGUAAAAUAGGGUCUAAGCUACAACAUAUGUGAAUAUGAAAAAAAUAGUAGGUAAAGAAAAUGACAAUUUGUAUUAAGAAAAAGUUUUUUCAAGAAAUUAUAAAAGUUUGACAAACCUGUUUGUAAGCUUUUAAAUGAUAUCAAUCUCAACCGUUUAUCUUUUCCAGUGAUGAAGACAUGGAUGUCAACUUCGAGCACUUUUGUCUCUUGAAUGUUUUGGUAUUCAGGUCCAAAAAGUCACUUUCUGAGCACUUCUACAACAGGCAAAUACAGUAUGCAUGGAAGUUUCAUUCAAAUCAAAAGGGGUGCUGUCAAAAAGUGACUGAAUUCAAAUGGAUUUACCCAAUAUCCAUGUUGCAAGAGAUAUCCAUAUCGGAAAGUUUUGAAACACCACUCAGCAGCGUGUAACGUUUAAAAAAAAAUUGUUUACUCUGUUUUUCGUCUCUCUCCAUCUCUCUUCUUGCGGCUAGUUCCCACACACACCAAGCUUCGACCCCUGUCACUUAAGCAGCACAGAUCCUCCUCCUUGCUGUUAGAUUCACUUAUAUUCACUAUACGUUUGCAUGCUGUUCUGUUAGGUCAAAUGCAGUCAACAGAUUGUUCCAAACAAGAACAAUACUGCUUUCCACUUUGCUUUUUAAUAAUUAUAUUUCUAUGUUCUGAUCUACAAUGAGUGUACAUAACAUUUAGAACAUCUGCUCUUUCCAUGACAUAGACUGAGCAGGUAAAUCCAGUUGAAAGCUACACUGUAUGAUCCCUUAUUGAUGUCCCCUGAGAUGAAGGGGAGAAGACAGGUUAAAGAAGGAUUUUUAAACCUUGAGACAGUUGAGACAUGGAUUGUGUAUGUGUGCCAUUCUGAGGGUAAAUGGGCAACACAACAGAUUUAAGUCCCUUUGAACGGGAUAUGGUAGUAGGUGCCAGGCGCACCGGUUUGAGUGUGUCAAGAACUGCAACACUGGUGGGUUUUUUACGGUCAACAGUUUCCUGUGUGUAUCAAGAAUGGUCCACCACCCAAAGGACAUCCAGCCAACUUGACAACUGUGGGAAGCAUUGGAGUCAACAUGGGCCAGCAUCCCUGUGGAACGCUUGACACCUUGUAGAGCCCAUGCCCCAAUGAAUUGAGGAUGUUAUGAGGGCAAAAGAGGGUGCAACGCAAUAUUACGAGGGUGCAACGCAAUAUUACGAAGGUGUUCCUAAUGUUUUGUACACUCAAUGUAUAGUUUACUUAUCCAAGUCAAAUCGCAAUUGCAAUAUUUGGUAGCAAUUAGAAAAAAAGAAUAGUAAUUCGAAUUUUUGCCCAUAUCAUGCAGCCCUCACUGGCGUAACAAGGUUUCUAUGGACUCCCGCAAGGUCAGAGUUCACCCCUAAUCAACUACCAAUUAAUUUUUUUGAAUAUACAACUGUCCUGUAUAGCAUACCUGCACCUGCAUGACAUGAGCCCACCUCACACCCUACCAGCUUGUAUAGAAAUAAAGUCCCCCUUCAAAACACUAGCUUACUAGGGAUUGUUUCAUUAUGCAGUCUAGCCUAUUAUCUAUAGCUAAAAACCAUUUAGCUGCUAUAUUUAGGUUUUAUUAAAAUUACACUUCAAUUAGGAAUAACAUUUUUUGCUUAAGGAUAAAUUCAGCCACUAUUUAUUGUUUUGUCUGGCUAAUAGCCUACACAAAUGGGCUGCAAUAUUCAAGGUAAAUUAAAUCAUAUUAAAUUCAACUUGAGAGACUGCAUUUUUGUGUGCAAAUGUUUUCACCACGGCCUGUAGGUCUAGGUUGCGGGUCCGACUGCUGCGGGGAUGUUCGGGACGCAAGUGGCAGACCUACUUUACACAAUUAACUCUGAUUGAUUUAUCAUUGGUGUUCGACAGGAGCAAGCUGACGCUGCUGCUGGAAGUCAGGCGACCCUGACCAGUCGGAAAGAGCUUAGUCAUUACUCUGGGUCACACGGGGGUUCUGCGGAUGACGAGCAGAGCCUCGGAGAUGAUGUCAUCAAGGACUGUAACGGGAGAAUCGUGCCCCGUCUGGCCAUCAUACCAGUGUCCUCUGAGUCGGAGGUCAGUGUGAACUCUUCUUGCUAAUGUUUAUCUUAUCAGGUCAAUGUUCAUAGGUCAGAAUGGGUCCACAGUUUUGGGAAUGCAGUUUGUUUUGUCUCAUUCUUUUGAUGUGAAUUUGUAAAUGCAGGUUGUUUUGGCUAUUGGUCUUUGUUGUCUUGUAUACACAGCCCUUCUAUGGUAAGAGUUAAAUAACAGCUAAGAUAUUUAGUGACCAGUGAUGAUGAGACUUAACCCCCACCCCCCAGUCGUUUCAUGAUGACGAGGGCAAAGAGGACAGCAUGCUCCAUCUGGAGCAGCCAGGCCUGAAGAACAGAUCGGCCAGUGCUGUUAGUGUUCUCACCGCCGUCAUGGAUGGUAAGAGAGCGACACAUAGUGAAAUGAUCAUGAUGACAAUGAUGAUGAUGAUGCUUGAAUGAUAGUAUUACCAUUGUGAUAUCAUCAACAAUGACAAUGAUAUCAUUUUAAUUCAGCAUUUGUUUCGGAAGAGAGUAAAAUGCACCCCUGCAUUGAUAAUACUGUAUACUGAACAAAAAUAUAAACGCAACAUGCAACAUUUUCAAAGAAGCCAGUUGCAAGCUCCCUCAAAACUUGAGACAUCUGUGGCAUUAUGUUGUGUGACAAAACUGCACAUUUUAGUGUGGCCUUUUGUUGUCCCCAGCACAAGGUGCACCUGUGUAAUGAUCAUGCUGUUUAAUCAGUUUCUUGAUAUGCCACACCUGUCAGGUGGAUGGAUUAUCUUGACAAAGGAUCCAAUGCUCACUAACAGGAAUGUAAACAUUUGUGCACAACAUUUGAGAGAAAUAAUAUUUUUGUGUGUAUGGAACAUUUCUGGGAUCUUAUUUCAGCUCAUGAAACAUGGGACCAACAGUUUACAUGUUGCGUUUAUAUUUUUGUUCAGUGUAUUUUCAGAAAUAAUUUCCCUAUAGAUCCAUUCAUAAUGAAUACAAAUAAUUGUUUGUAUGUCUACUUCAACUACUAACAUAUAUAUGCCAUGAAAUGUACUGUGUACUGUCUCUGGUCUGUUUCUUGCCUGUGAGACAAACACAACUGUCCACAGUAGGAGACAUGUCAAGUCCCCUCAGGCAAGUUUAGAAAUACACUAGGCUUAGUUGGGAGUGGAUGCAGUCUUCGCUCUAAUGUGAAGUGUAAUUGCCUAGCUUAUCAUGUAGUUGUAGACAUGGCCUUCUGACCCCCCCCCCCCCCCCCCCCUCAUUACAGUAGCAUUGUCUGAAGUAUGUCACACACAGAGCAGCCAAUCACAUUGUGUGUGUGAGGGGGGAUAGUGCCCUGUUAAUGUACAGUUGCAUGCCCUCUUGGUGCUAAGCUUGAGCUAUUUCAGCCUUCCGGGGCGGGCUGGCACCACAGGCAUGAAUUCUGGUGUUACCCUCCGUUGCAUUUCAUUGAAAUGUUUUUAGUAUAGAACAGAAAGAUUGCCUAUAUUUGUACACAUUUAACGACACGAAUGUCACCAAUGCAUGUUGAAACAUUGAACUAGGGCAAUGAAUGGCAAAUGUCCCAAAUGCUGUCAAUCAUCCACUCAUACCCUCCUGUCACUUUUUAGAGCAGGACAUUUUGCUCUAAUGUCAGAUCAAUAUUCUAGGGUUGUCUUAGUAGUCUUGGAUAACUUUGUUUUGUUGUCUUUUUUUACUUCAUAACAACGGCAAGAGGAAUGAAUUGCAGAGUUUCCAGCCAUAAUACUAAAGCAUAUUCAUUUUUUGUUUUGUUAUUAUGUUAUAUUAAAACAUUAUUAUUGAACUGGUCAUCUAAACCUCUCCUCUCUUUCUAAUAGAGCUGGAAGGCGCCCAGAAGCCUUGUCCGCCCGGCUGGUACAAGUUUGCCGACAUCUUCCUGAAGUGGGACUGUUGUGUGCCCUGGGUAUGGUUGAAGAAGUGGUUGCUCUUUAUUGUGAUGGACCCCUUCGUGGACCUAGGCAUCACCAUCUGCAUCGUGCUCAACACCCUCUUCAUGGCCAUGGAGCACUACCCCAUGAGCCCAGAGUUUGACCACAUGCUCUCCGUGGGGAACCUGGUAAGAACCUUUAAAGGGGUAGUUUAGCGGCAGAUGUUAGGUUUGUAAAGCUAGCUGUAUUGCUUGCUCAAACUUGCGUUGCUGCUGUAGCUUCCUUAUUAUAACUGCGUGACAUAUCAUUUCAGGUGUCCUGUUGUUCACUUGAAUCGGAUAUUACUUAGUCUGUUCUUGUGUUGAUGAGAACACUUAACAUCUGAGUUAUGGUUUUUGACAUGAUGCAUCCAAAUAACAACUUGUUUAUAUUUCUGAUAUCAAUCCCCCGCUAGGUUUUCACUGGGAUCUUCACAGCAGAGAUGGUCUUCAAGCUUUGCGCCAUGGAUCCCUACUACUACUUCCAGGUCGGCUGGAACAUUUUCGACAGUAUCAUUGUCACGUUCAGUCUGGUGGAGUUAGGUCUAGCCAAUGUCCAAGGCCUGUCCGUUCUCAGGUCUUUCCGUUUGGUAAGACACACUGAUUUCCAGUCAAUUCAUGUCUGUGAAAUAGUAUUCAUAGAUUUACAUUAUUGUACUCAUUUAGUUUACCGGGACAAUGCACAAUAAGGAACUUGCAUCAACAGCACAUAAAGCCAUGAAAAAUGCAAUUUGUGUGUUGUCUGUCUGUCUGUCUGUCUGUUAAUGCACUGUGUGUUGGAGGUAGCUGCGUGUCUUCAAACUAGCCAAGUCGUGGCCCACGCUCAACAUGCUGAUCAAGAUCAUUGGCAACUCUGUGGGCGCUCUGGGAAACCUGACCUUGGUACUGGCCAUCAUCGUCUUCAUCUUCGCCGUGGUGGGCAUGCAGCUCUUCGGCAAGAGCUACAAGGAAUGCGUGUGUAAGAUUGCCACCGACUGUGAGUUGCCGCGUUGGCACAUGCACGACUUCUUCCACUCAUUCCUCAUUGUGUUUCGCAUCCUGUGCGGGGAGUGGAUCGAGACCAUGUGGGACUGCAUGGAGGUGGCCGGAGCCGGGAUGUGCCUGGUGGUCUUCAUGAUGGUCAUGGUCAUCGGAAACCUGGUGGUGAGUGCAGCAGAAACCCAACUGUAACCCUAAUCCCUAAACCUAACCCUCAUCCUUAAAGCUGAGAUCUGCAGUAGUGGGAAAUAGCGCCAUGGACACCCCUCCAACGUUGUUAUUGUUUUUGUUGCCGAGCUCAGGAGCGUCGCGCAGCAUGGUAAAAAAAAUUGCAGUGCAUAUUGUGCUCUUCUAUUGCAUGUGCAAUGAUGUCAGAGGGGAAAAAACAGUGUUUGUUGUUUUCAGUAACUUCUUUGUUGUUGUAAUAUCGCAAACGGACGUAGCUGUUUCACCAUAGAGUCGAUGCCCACUCCCGCAAGGACAUCUAAUUAGCGUAAUACAAAAAUCCCCAUAAAAUCUGUCUGUUUAUGCUAGAUAUAACUGUUUUUGUAUGGGCUGCGUCUCAACCCACCAUAUCCGCUGAUGUCGGCCUUCCGCAUCUGCGGUGGAAGGUGGCAGAGCUACAGUUGUGUUUGUCAGACCAGGAAACGUCCCGUAAAUCGGUUUUCUUACGAAAAUGUCCACAGAGUCCAAAUGGUUUGGGCUAGAAACUAUAAUAUGACCCACUAUGGAAAGCUGAGACUCUUGAAUACCAAGAGUGUGCAAAGCUGUCAUCAAGGCAAAGGGUGGCUACUUUGAAGUAUCUCAAAUAUAUAUUUAGAUUUGUUUAACACUUUUUUGGUUACUACAUGAUUCCAUAUGUGUUAUUUCAUAGUUUUGAUGUCUUCACUAUUAUUCUACAUUGUUAAAAAUUGUAAAAAUACAGAAAAACCCUUGAAUGAGUAGGUGUGUCCAAACUUUUGACUGGUCCUUUACAUAUCGGUUGUUUUGCUCUACGAAGCUCACAAGCCUCACAAGACUCGUCUGAAUGUAACCUAGUACCAGGCUGAAAAAUGUAUGGAAGUGAAUAGGGAAGAUCCACAUAAAAUAUAUACGGGUCAUUGCACUGUAAAAUAAUAGAUAUAUAUUUUUUCUCCUGAGCUUACUUACAUCUCUCAGAUAUAGGAUAGACACUUCAAAACAACACUUUUGCCAGACAGAUUUUAAAUCCAUUAAGUAUUUAGAAACAUACAGCAUCUCCGGUUAGCAUUUCUUGGAGCAUGUAUCAAUGAUAGUGGAAACGGCUGGUGUUUAAUGCUGUGCUCUUGAAAAUGAAAAUGUCCUACAAAACAUCUCCAAAACAUUUAUUGUCUUUGGGAAUUAUACAUAUGAACUGAUAUUGUUAAUCCUUAAUAUAUUCUCUAUCAUAUGUGUAAAUGGUGUCUUAUCUGGUUACGUAAAGACUGGCUGUUGUAUGGAAGAAUAAAUAGAUAUUCAAUGCGAGGGCACAAUAAAUCUUUUAAGUAUAGUGAACAUUCUAGAGAUCCUAGAUAAUGCCUCUCAACAACACACACAGUCCCCAACUGUGAACAUCUGUCACUACUGUCAACUUGUAAAUCUCAUUAACAGUUAUCCGAAAUCUCUGCAGACCUAACGAUUAUAGUAUUGUAAUGCUCAGUCAAUCCAGGAGAUAUUGUGCACACAGCUGAUAGCGAGUCUAUUUCUGGCCCCCUAGAGACACCAAGAACAGACAGACACACUACAUGGCCAAAAGUAUGGGGACACCCCUUCAAAUUAGUGGAUUCGGCUAUUUCAGCCACACCCGUUGCUGACAGGUGUAUAAAAUCAAGCACACAGCCAUGCAAUCUCCAUUGACAAACAUUGGCAGUAGAAUGACCUUACUGAAGAGCUGUGACUUUCAACGUGGCACCAUCAUAGGAUGCCACCUUUCCAACAAGUCAGUUUGUCAAAUUUCUGCCCUGCUAGAGCUGCUCUGGUCAAAUGUUAGUGCUGUUAUUGUGAAGUGGAAACGUCUAGGGGCAACAACGACUCAGCCGCGAAGUGGUAGGCCACACAAGCUCACCGAACGGGACCGACGAGUGCUGAAGCACGUAGCGAGUAAAAAUACAUUUGACCUUUUGGAAUUACCAAUGAGGAGUUAAUCAACACACCAUAUAAGAGUAGAUAAUACAGUGAGGGAAAAAAAGUAUUUGAUCCCCUGCUGAUUUUGUACGUUUGCCCACUGACAAAGACAUGAUCAGUCUAUAAUUUUAAUGGUAGGUUUAUUUAAUCAGUGAGAGACAGAAUAACAACUAAAAAAUCCAGAAAAACGCAUGUCAAAAAUGUUAUGAAUUGAUUUGCAUUUUAAUGAGGGAAAUAAGUAUUUGACCCCUCUGCAAAACAUGAUUUAGUACUUGGAGGCAAAACCCUUGUUGGCAAUCACAGAGGUCAGACGUUUCUUGUAGUUGGCCACCAGGUUUGCACACAUCUCAGGAGGGAUUUUGUUCCACACCUCUUUGCAGAUCUUCUCCAAGUCAUUAAGGUUUCGAGGCUGACGUUUGGCAACUCGAACCUUCAGCUCCCUCCACAGAUUUUCUAUGGGAUUAAGGUCUGGAGACUGGCUAGGCCACUCCAUGACCUUAAUGUGCUUCUUCUUGAGCCACUCCUUUGUUGCCUUGGCCGUGUGUUUUGGGUCAUUGUCAUGCUGGAAUACCCAUCCACGACCCAUUUUCAACGCCCUGGCUGAGGGAAGGAGGUUCUCACCCAAGAUUUGACGGUACAUGGCCCCGUCCAUCGUCCCUUUGAUGCAGUGAAGUUGUCCUGUCACCCCCAAAGCAUAAUGUUUCCACCUCCAUGUUUGACGGUGGGGAUGGUGUUCUUGGGGUCAUAGGCAGCAUUCCUCCUCCUCCAAACACGGCGAGUUGAGUUGAUGCCAAAGAGCUCGAUUUUGUUCUCAUCUGACCACAACACUUUCACCCAGUUCUCCUCUGAAUCAUUCAGAUGUUCAUUGGCAAACUUCAGAUGGCCCUGUAUAUGUGCUUUCUUGAGCAGGGGGACCUUGUGGGCGCUGCAGGAUUUCAGUCCUUCACGGCGUAGUGUGUUACCAAUUGUUUUCUUGGUGACUAUGGUCCCAGCUGCCUUGAUCAUUGACAAGAUCCUCCCUUGGGUUGAUUCCUCACCGUUCUCAUGAUCAUUGCAACUCCACAAGAUGAGAUCUUGCAUGGAGCCCCAGGCAGAGGGAGAUUGACAGUUAUUUUGUGUUUCUUCCAUUUGCGAAUAAUCGCACCAACUGUUGUCACCUUCUCACCAAGCUGCUUGGCAAUGGUCUUGUAGCCCAUUCCAGCCUUGUGUAGGUCUACAAUCUUGUCCCUGACAUCCUUGGGGAGCUCUUUGGUCUUGGCCAUGGUGGAGAGUUUGGAAUCUGAUUGAUUGAUUGCUUCUGUGGACAGGUGUCUUUUAUACAGGUAACAAACUGAGAUUAGGAGCACUCCCUUUAAGAGUGUGGUCGUAAUUUAAGCUCUUACCUGUAUAAAAGACACCUGGGAGCCAGAAAUCUUUCUGACUGAGAGGGGGUCAAAUACUUAUUUCCCUCAUUAAAAUGCAAAUAAAUUUAUAACAUUUUUGACAUGCGUUUUUCUGGAUUUUUUUCUUGUUUUUCUGUCUCUCACUGUUCAAAUAAACCUACCAUUAAAAUUAUAGACUGAUAAUUUCUUUGUCAGUGGGCAAACGUACAAAAUCAGCAGGGGAUCAAAUACUUUUUUCCCUCACUGUAUGUAAUAAGAAGAGGGACUCCCAUUUACAGUAUUUGGAAACCCCAGAAGGAGGGAUCUAGUUCUGCGCUAGACAGUACUUGAAACACCAUAAUGGUGCUUUCAAUCUUUUCUGGGUUAGUUCUCCAGUCUUUGGCAAGGUGUUGCACAACUCUUGAUUAUGAGAUGUUACAACAUACCUUGUCAUGUUUCAGAACACCUCAGGAUGAACGUUUCAGUACACCUAAAAUCUCUUCCAAUACCCUCACAACCAACUGUUUCAAUACUUCAGUAAAGUUAAGGUCUCGUCUCCUUUAGGGUGGUGGCAGCUCAGUUGCCACUAGAUUUAGUGUUACAAGGCACUUCAUUUUAACAGUGUAGUGUCUCGGUUUAUAUGCUGUUUGUCUGGAAGACACAGCAGCCAUAGGCAGUGGGGGACUUGGACGGGGGUUGAGGGGGUGUGAGACACAAACAAAUCUAUGUUAGUGUUGGCACGGGCGCGAGUCCCCAGUGCUUUUGUUAGCUCGUCGAGAUGAGAAUAGCCAUUUCCACUUGAUUAAUAACCACCAGAGAGAGGAAAUGCAUUUGGCCUCACGCCGCAAAUAUUGUGCUUGUGUGAUCAGCUGCUAACAGCUCAUCUGCAUGUCCUUGUUCUGGAAGACGAGGAGUAAUGUCAGGGACAGGGCCUCCCAUCCUGCACGCCAUCAUAGGUGGAGUUGAUUGUCUUAGCCGCCACUUGUGGUUCAAUGCAAUACCAAGGCAUCUAAGCCAACCACUCAGUAGUAUCGUGUCCCUCUACGAAUCCCGUAAUCAUAUUACACAAUAUUAUAACAUACCAGAUAUGAAACAAUAUACUAUAUUUUCAUUUUUAUUAGGGCUGUCAAACGAUUUGCUGUGAUUAAUCGCAAUUGAAUUUGCUCAAAGUGAGCUGUAGAUUAAUAAUAAUUUAUUUAACUUUAAUUCACAAAGUGCAUAAAAAGCAAAACAAACAACAAAAAACAAAUGUACGAUUUGUUAUACAAAAAAUCUUACAAUAAUAUUUUUUCUAAAGUGUCGGGUAGCAUAAUUAGGUAAAUUCAUAAAGAACAUUUUAUUUAACCUCAAUGUAGGGUGUCCAAUCAAAAGUGCAUAUUUUGACCAAUGGGUAAAAUAAUAGGUCAUUUGUGUAUAUAGUGCUCUAAGAAAACCAAUGGUCCAAACCUCAUGUCUCUAUCAUAAUCCGUUCAAAAGUUAUUGGAGUGUUUACCCUUGUAGGAUGGCCAGAAUUAUGGUGAUUAAAUCAAUGGCGGCCAGAGGAAAAAAAGUGUCAGCUAGGCUGGAUUCUGUGAAAGAAUUAAGGCUACUGGAUACCUGACAUACUUACUUUCCCGAUGAACUCCUCUUUCUUCUUGAAUUCACAGGACAUAAAACAAUAAGGAGGUAAGACAGACGUCGAUUUUGAGACAUGACAUGUAGUAUUUUUAUAUUUUAGUAUAAGUUUUUCAUAUUAAUUAGAAAUUCCUGUUCUUUUUUUGAAUAUUUCUCACAAAAACAAGUAACUCUGUGAAAUGGCAAUGGAGCACUAAGUGUAUACCAAGCUUUUUAUUUUCAAAGCCUUUUACAUUUAAUUCAGCUUGUGUCAUGGUAAUUUAGCUUUUUGUUACCAGCAUAAAACAACUUUGAAGAUGACCACCACAAAAUGUAAAAUCUUCAAAAGUUGUUACGAGUAGCCGGCACCUCUAUGUCAACAGUGCUUGUUGCUUAUUAUGGGAUGGAUUAGGUUACGAAAUCAGACUUUUUGGAUAUAAUCUUAAUGAUAUGUUAGAGGAAGAACCCACUGAACGAUUCAGAACAUGAAUAAUCAUAUUUGCCUUGUUAAAAUGUAUUUUAUAACAUAAGGAAGUUAAAUUUCAUCACCAAAGUGUGUUUUCACCACCUCUGGGUAGAGUUGGUGGACACCCUACUCAAUGUCAACUUGUUUUUACAUUGCAUUGUAGAUUUUAUCUGUAUAGAUUAUGUAUUUUGGAUGUUUUCAGUGUAUUUUCAACGCUUUCAGACAAUGCGAUUAAUCAUGAUAAAAAAUAAUUUAUGCACUUAAAUGAUAAAAAGUUUAGUUAAAAUCCUUGAGAGUCUGUUGACGCACUCAUGCGUCAAUCUAAGUAACAUAGAAAAAUCUCCAUCAAAAUCUGUCAGUUUAAGGCUGCAGGGCUGCUUCUCAAUCCACCGCAUCCGCCUAUGUCAGCCUUCCGCAUCUGCUGUGGAAGGUUGCCGAGCUACAGCGGUGUUUGUCAAAUGCAAUAUCAAAGAAUUUUGUAAAAAAAUAAAAGAUACCAAAAGGGUUCCUAAAAUUAUAAAUCAAAUACCUAAAUGAUCCAUGGUAUGACCAUCUUAAAAACAUUCCAUAUGUUAGCUUAGAGGUUUUAACUGAUUAAUUGUGACAGCCCUACAUUUUUAUAUACUGUAUAUACAGUAUAACAUGUGGGGCAUACAGUACAUUAAACAAUAGAUAAAGCUCAUGAAGCUAGUAGGCUUUCAAGCAGUAUUAACUAAAAAGCAGGCCUUAAUUUGCAUAAAAAACAAGUGCACAAAAGGUGCAAACAAGGACGUGUCAAUUAACAACUACAUGAAACAUCAAGAACACUGAUCAAUGAAUCAAAAUGGCUGUUUGACUAGGACAUCAGUGGCCGAAAUGGUACCCAAAACAAAUGUUUUUAUUAAGUGAAUUCAAGUUACGUUUUUAUUGUCAUGUGCACUAGUACAGUGAAAUGCAUUUGUUGCUUGUACUUUCCCAACAAUGCAGUAGUGCAAAAAAAAAGUCAAGUUGAACAAAAACACACAAGAAAUAUAAUUGCUUUUCUGUUUCCUUCUUCAACGUGAUAACAUUUUGUACUCACGUUUUCAUUGACGCAUACUUUCUUGGAUUGUUUUGGAGAGUUUCAUCUGAGCGUUUGGUGUGCUCUUACCUGUCUGGGUUCGUGAAGGAUCCGAAUACAGGGGAUGUGCCUGGAAACUUGCCUGUUUUUAUACUUGACCAAAGAGUUUGUAAGAGGGCACACCUGCCACGAUUGCCCUCUCUCCACCUCCAUGCCUCAGAAUGGGGGAAUUCUGAACAGUACGGCAGCAAAAUGUUUGAAGUUCACAUUUUGCCUUUAUUAGAAACAGUUGUUUUCUGAUAUGGGGGCCCACGUUCCUUACAUGGUACGUAGCUGGGUGGUUGAGUGGGUAAUGUUCUAAACAGAAUUUGCCGUCUUACUGCCUCAGCAGUCGGGGGUUCAAUUCCCGCUUCCACCUGUCCAACUUUCACUCCUUCUCUGUCUCAUCCUGUUUAUAAUCUGUCUAAACAAAGCACAAAAAAUAGUGGAAUUUCACAAAAAAUAUUCAGACUUCAGAUAAGUUGAUUUAACAUGUCAUUUUAAAAAAAUUGACUUGAGUCCAUGUUAAGUCUACUUAUCUCAAGUCUGAAUCGGGCCCCAUGUGUUCAGUGUAACAAGGUUUGGUUCAGCACACCAGUUUAUUCCUGUGGAAUAAGGCAGUCUUUUGACAAGCAGGAGACCUGGGUUCACAUCCACCUCCUCACAUGAAAACCAGUGAUGAAGGCCCACUUUACACGUCACCUCAUGUUACCUCUGCUAUAACUUACAUAACCCUUGUAUGAGAGACACAGUCUGCCAAAACAUAUUGUUUGAGUUUUGAUGCUGCCUUGUACCUGCACUAAAACCCCCAAAAGUGUUUUCACAAGCCGGGGGGGGGGGGGGGGGGCUUCUAUCUAUUUAAGUCAAAUGACUUGAGCCAGCAAACAGUGGUUCUGACCUUGGGUAUAUGCUAAGACCCAGCUCAAGUGAGCCCCCUGGCACGGACGGAACAAACACGGACAGCUGAGCGGCGCACAGCGAGAGGGGCUCAGGGAUCAGAUCCAAGAGAGAGACGUCUGCAGAAUGCAUCACUAAUUGAUAGGGAAGGUAAUCAAAUGUCCCAUCGCAUGAACACGUGCUAUAUGGAAUAUGGGGGAUGUUCCUUUGAGUACAGUUGCGACUUACGAGUAUAGUAACGAUGGGCCGCUCUGAGUGGCAGCCUACAAUUUAUUUUAUGGUUGGUCAUCAUCUCGAUUUGAACUCUUUAUUGUCUUCUCCCCUCUAGCCCGUUUCUCCCCCGACGUCUCUCCUCCAAGCCCUGUAUUUUCUCCAAGAGACUAUUUCUACCAUUCUCAGUCCAGUCCCCCCCCCCAGUCCUUUUUUUCUUCGUGGCGUUAUAUUAGCCCCAAGUUAGACCUUUGCCAGCCCUAUGUCUCAACGCACUGUGUGAUUCCCUCCACAGCCCUAUCCACCGCUACCAUAGCCCUUAAUUUCUAGCCCUUUCACUGGGCCAGUUUUCGAGCCCCUCAUCUCUGCCUUUACCCCCAUUUACCACCUGUCCAGCUGAUCCCCUAGGCCUUGUGUUUCUGCCCCUCUCAGCCCUUUCCCAGUACCUCCGGCUGAUUCACAGCUCCUUACAGAGGAAUGAGAGAGAU